This is a messenger RNA of Bombus impatiens (common eastern bumble bee), 3726 nucleotides long. RefSeq names its product tetratricopeptide repeat protein 39C. NCBI's taxonomy places the organism in Eukaryota, Metazoa, Arthropoda, Insecta, Hymenoptera, Apidae. Gene Ontology annotation, biological process: cilium assembly. The record is from RefSeq and is a predicted model, not a curated record. The transcript has 16 exons. The coding region runs from base 966 to 3524 and encodes 852 amino acids.
AUGCAAGGUGGUGGCAGCACCAUUGCGCUAUACUGACAGAUACUUUAGUCAACUUGUGGCACCGUAGGUAGAAAGCUCUGUUUAAUAAACGUCACGUUUCAAUUAUUUUCUUAAAGACAUAAAUUAUUUUUUCAAUCCUUUUUGCUUAGAAUAUUGGUGAUAAUGUGCAGUCUCGUAUAACUAUCUUUGAAACCUGAGGAAACACCGAACAAAAUCUUGCACGCAUUGCACUUCUAUUAACAUUAUUUAUACAGUAAAAAGGAAUGUAAAUUCAUUAAUAGAAAGAAUGGUAAAAAAGCGCGUAAAGUAAAUCUUAAGGACUAGAAAUUCAAACUAAAGAUUUCGAAGUGCCGAGCGAAUAUUUAAAUUGACUUUGCAAGUAAACACUCGAAAUAUUCACGACUAACUACUGCACGAGUUUAUUUUUUCCCCAUAUGUUCUUCAUAUGGGGCAAUUUCCUUACAUAACAUCUGCAAUCAGCGUGAAUCUCCCAAACACAUAAAACAUUUACGAUGCGACCGUGUAAUGUCAUCCAGUUCCAGUUUUUCGAAGAAGCAUUCAAGAUGCGAUUAUGAUGAAGAUUUCCAGUUCUAAUAUUUCCCACGCGCGAUGCAUUUCAACGAGGAAAGUAAGCAUGCAGGAAGGAAGAAUAUUUUGUAUACUUAUACACGGUAAUAUAGUAGUACCGCGCCUAACAGUGCCGUGACGCAAAUUCGUCGACAACUGUACAUAUUAGUGUUGUUUCGAAUUACUGAAUUGUACUAAUAUUGAGAAGAGCAUUAAAGGAGUACCGCUAUCGUGCUGUUUACCCAAGAAAAGCGGAAACAUUCGUUUUAACGGCCGCAGAAAUGUUUCUUAUUUGACGCACACGCGACAUUCGCGACGAGCAUAUUCCUUAUCGGUCCGAUUUACGAAAAUAUAGUUGACUCAGAACAAACAAAUUUCGUUCACCUGAAAAAAGAAUUAUGGCUACAAAAUCAAACGGCACGAAGGAGUGGAAUACCGCUAGAAUGGGUAUUUCUCUGCUGUUGAAUAACAAAACGGAGGAAGCGGAAGCCCUAUUUACCGGACACCCGCAUAGUUUUCACAUGAAAGCAGGUCGCUGUUUUGUCUUAUUCAUGAAUGCACUGAUGACCUUUGAGAACGAUAAGCUUCAGCAGGCUAUGCUACUGCUGAAGGAUAUGGAAAGGGAAUGCGCGAGUGACAUAGGAUGGUUAAAGUCUAUGAAGAGUAAAGUCUUCAAAGCAGAAGAAACAGGCAAGGACUACGUGAAUAAAUUGGAGAGGCAAAUAGUUCUCGCAGACUCGCAAGUUUGUUCGGCGAUAUUAACGUUACUACAACAAGAACUCACUGGUUACGUACGUGGUGGUUGGAUGUUACGUAAAGCUUGGCGAGUUUAUCAGCAUGCACACUCACAAAUCUUGCAGUUAUAUCAGCGCACAUUUGGUUCUAAUCCAUCGGGAUUCGACACAAGAUGCAGCACUCCUUCGUGUAAUGGCUCCUCUUACUCACUGCAAAGUCCACAUAGUCCAGGUUCCUCGGAAUGGUCUAUACCAUCUUGCAACGGUUCAACAAACAACCCGACACCGAUCUCAUCCCCCUCAGGUCUGCGAAGCUCUCUAUCAAUGUUCUUCUCGCUCACUGGCAUCACGUCCGAACAACAGACACCCUUCGUUGAACCAUCUGAGGUCUCCCGGUUGAUGUCAGCGGUUAGUUUUGGUUAUGGGAUUUAUCAACUCUGUGUCAGUUUAUUGCCGCCUUCUCUUCUAAAAGUGAUUCACUUUUUGGGCUUCGAGGGCGACAGAGAAGCAGGAAUCACUGCGCUCAUGUAUGCACGGCUUAGCGAAGAUAUGCGUGCUCCUCUUGCCACCUUAUCCCUACUCUGGUACCACACAAUUGCACGUCCAUUUUUUGCCCUUGAUGGAAGCAAUCUACGGGCUGGUGUAAAUGCCGCGAAACAAUUAAUCGCGGAGUGUCAUUCAGAAUUUAGCAAUUCGGCGCUCUUUCUAUUUUUCGCUGGUCGAAUAGAGAGGCUCGAGUCAAACGUAAAUGGUGCUCUGCAAGCAUACGCGAAGGCUGUCGAAGCUUCGAGUCAAAGAGAGAUCAAAUUAUUGUGCCUACACGAGGUGGCCUGGUGUCAUCUGAUUCGUUUAAGUUACGAAGAAGCUUACCGAUCUUUGACACAAUUGCAUCAACAAUCCAGGUGGUCGGUGAGCUUCUACGAUUAUUUAGCAACCGUCUGUUGCGGGGCGAUUGGUAAAUUCGAUAUCGUGGCCUCGUCUUAUCGAAAGGUCCACCAUUGUGACAAUCGAAUGAGUAAAGAGACUCAAUUGGGUUUGUUCGUCUUGCGUCGAACUCCUAAACUUGUGGAUCUGAAAACUGGCCAGCCUUAUACCGUUUUGUACUACAGACUGCUCGUGUAUGAAUUAUUGUAUUUGUGGAACGCGAUGCCAUCGUGUUCUGUGGACUCGUUGCAAGGAAUACUUUUAGGCCCUUCAAAAGAUCAAACCUGUGAUUAUGAGUACGAUCCGAUGAACGUUCGAAACACGUACUGCUGUGCAAAUGGAGGAACCUGUCCAGCUGCUAUAUUGAAUUCCUCUCGCCAAUCUCCUUGGUACUGUAAAUUCAUCAAACCAUUUGUAUUUUGCAUUAUUACGUCGUUAUUAGCUAUGUCCGUGUCUCAUUUGUGCGACAAAUACUCAGCCAGUACGACGUUCAAGAUAAUCAGAUCCGACUUGGUGAAUCUGCGAACGCAUUUGAAUACCCUUUCGAUGGAAGUAAAGAACGUAAUGGAAACGCGAGACGAUUUAAAGAGUAAGUUGAAAGAGAUUGGAUACGUGAUACCAAAAAUGUCUGAGGCCAUUCUCUAUUUAAGAAACGAAGUGUCCGAGGGAAUGGAACAGCAUACGAAAACAUUGUUGAAGGUUAUGUCCCCAGAAACUGUCCGAGAAUUGGUAAAGAGCGAACUGCAAACGUACGACGCUGACAAAACCGGAAGGACAGAUUACGCGCUCGGAACUUCAGGCGGAGCAAUCCUCUCGACGAGAAAGACAGAAACGUACUCGGCUGGUGCACCGGUACUGAAACUUUUUGGGAUACCAAUUUGUCAGCAACAAAACACACCUCACGCUAUAAUUCAGACUAGUGUUCUUCCGGGUGAGUGUUGGGCAUUUAAAGGCAGCAGUGGAAGCGUUGUUAUACAGUUACUCGGUUUUGUACAUGUGUCUGGAGUAAGUCUGGAACAUAUUCCACAGUCGAUUUCUCCUACAGGGGAAACGAGCACCGCUCCAAAACAAUUUUCUAUUCUGGGUUUAACCAGCGUAGAUGAUACAAAUUCUUUCUUUUUUGGUGAAUUCACGUACGAUAAUACUGGUCCUCCUGUACAAUAUUUCGAAGUUCAGAACAAACCAAAGAAAGCAUACGAAAUAAUCGAAUUAAAGGUUCAUUCCAAUAGUGGUAACAAUGAAUACACCUGCAUCUACAGAAUAAGGGUUCACGGUACCCUAAGUAAAAAGAGUAGGUAAUUUUCCCUUAAAUAAUUAUUUAAUGAUCGAAAGAAGAAAUUUUGGGAUGGUAUUUGCGACCAAAGGGACUUGGCUAGAUGAGAAUUCCAAGAGAUUAUCGACGUAGUGUAAUUGUUAAUAUAAUAUCGAUUUCGAUAAGAUUUUCGUAUGUAAGGUAUUAUAUAUACUUUAUUAUAUAGUAAAUAAAGACAUAUAUAAUUUU